Dictyostelium purpureum is the source of this 2163-nucleotide messenger RNA. RefSeq lists its product as uncharacterized. Gene Ontology annotation, biological process: DNA-templated transcription. Gene Ontology annotation, cellular component: nucleus. The transcript is spliced from 5 exons. Gene Ontology annotation, molecular function: transcription corepressor activity. The coding region runs from base 1 to 2163 and encodes 720 amino acids. Lineage: Eukaryota; Evosea; Eumycetozoa; Dictyosteliales; Dictyosteliaceae. The record is from RefSeq and is a predicted model, not a curated record.
AUGGAAAAUAAUGAAGAAAAGGAUAUAAAUAAUAAUAACAGUACAACUAAUAAUAAUAAUAAUACUACUACUACCACUACUAAUAAUAACAUAAAUAAAAAUAAUAAAAUUAUUACCAAUAAUACUUCAUCUAAUAAAUUAAAUAAUGACCAAACCUCACCAAUAAAUAAUCAAACUUCACAACCAAAUAUAUCUUCAACCGAAGUUAUUAAAACAUUUGAACAUUUACUUAGAAAAUCACAAAGACUAUUUAUUGGAUUAAGAGAUCUUCCUCAAUUCGGUAGACAAUGGCAACCAUUCUUUCAAAAAACCUUUGAACUCUAUACCAAACUUUGGAAAUUUCAACAACAAUAUAGAUCAAUUUUAGAGGAUAAAAACAAAUAUGGUUUAAAAAGAUGUGAAAUUGGCGAAAUAGCUUCAAAAAUUGGGCAAUUAUAUUAUCAUUAUUAUUUGAGAACAAGCGAUACAAACUAUUUAAAUGAAUCAUAUAUUUUUUAUGAAGCAAUUAGGUUAAGGUCAUAUUUCAAAGAUGUUUCAAAUGAUAAAACACCAGAUAUGAUGGUAAAACAAUUACGUUUUUAUGCAAGAUUUAUUGUGGUUUGUUUAUUAUUAAAUAGAAAGAAAGUAGUAUUUGAAUUAAUCGAUGAAUUAUGCAGACAUGUUAACGAUUACACUAAAAUAUAUAAAGCAUCAGAUGCUCAAGAAUGGAGCUUGGUACUUCAAGAAAUAUUUUCAUUCCUUCAAGCAGAUCAAUGUGUCACAUUUUCAGACUCCUCCAUACAAACCAAUAACCAAUCACACCGUUUAAAUCCAAGUCAUUGCCAAGUACCUUCACCUUUUGAAUCACAACAAAUCUUACAACAAGCAAUUUUAGUUGGCAGCCAAUUAAAUCAGAUUAAAUUUAGUGAAAUUACUUUGGAUAUGUUUAGAAUGACUCAAUCAUUAGAGUAUGAACCAGAUUCAAUUAAAGAAUCAACGGGCAAUGAUAAAUCAAAGCAAUCACAACAAAAUAAACAAGAAAUGAAUCCAAGUGACCAACUCCAACAACUUUAUCAACAAUUCCAACAACAACAACAAAUUCAACAAAUAAAAGAGAAAAGAAAGAAUCCCCAUAAAUAUCUUUUAUAUAGACCAACCAUUUCACAACUUUUAUUAUUUUUAUCUUAUUCAUUUAAAGAAUUGGGUGAAGGUAAAGCGCUUCUUCUUUAUAUUUCAGCUGAUGGUUUUACAAAUAUUCAAGAUAAUAACAUCUAUUCUACCAAUAGUACUGAAGCAAAUACGACAAACUCAAAUACAUCAAUAACUCCAAUAAAUGACUCAAAUCUAUUAUAUAACAAACUAUAUUCUAAAGGUUUAACUUUAACAAUGCAAAGACAAACUAUAAAUUCACCAAAUACAACGAUAAAUAAUGGUGAUAAAGUCGCAACCACUACCUCACCAGUAAUAACAACCACUUCAAAUAAUUCAAUCCAUACUAACAUCACUACCAAUACUAAUAAUAAUAAUAAUAACAAUAACAAUAAUAACAACAAUAAUGAUAAGAAAUAUAAUGAUUUACCUUUCAAUACCAAAAGUGAAUCACUUUAUCCAAUGGAUCUUUUACCAUUCUGUAGAAAGCCAUUCUUUUUAAUUGUAAAUUCACACUCAAGUGAUAUUUUUAAUGAUUUACCAACUUUUAAUCAACCAUUUGUUUCUUUACUUUCUCCUCAAUCAAUUCCAAAAGUUGUUUUAUCAAAUUUAAAAUCUGGUAAUAUAUUUACAUUCUUUUUGCAUGACCCAAUUAGUGCAUUUUGUGAUAUAACAACUGGAAAUAAAAUACCAACCAAAACAUUUAACAAUAUUGGAACCAUUGCCCAAAACACAUUAGAGGCAAUUUCAAAGUUACUAUUUGAAUGUAAUAAUCUCCAUCCAUCGUUCCAAUAUUUCCUUUUGGAUGACUUUUUAAGAUCAUUUAUCGUUAGAUUUAUUUUUUGUCACGCAACAUUUUAUUUACACAAAGAAUUUCAAGACAAUAAUUACCAAGUUAAAUCAAACCCACCAUUACCAAAAUCAAUUCUUUAUAAUCAAUCCAUACUCGAUUUGAUCAUUAGUAUGUCAACAGAAUUAGGUGUUACUGAUCAGUUUUUAACCAUAAACUCUAUUUCUAAAAACAAUAAUGAAUAA